Gossypium raimondii (Peruvian cotton) is the source of this 793-nucleotide messenger RNA. RefSeq lists its product as uncharacterized. The coding region runs from base 94 to 621 and encodes 175 amino acids. The transcript has 4 exons. Lineage: Eukaryota; Viridiplantae; Streptophyta; Magnoliopsida; Malvales; Malvaceae. The record is from RefSeq and is a predicted model, not a curated record.
CUAUAUUAAUUAGGUUGCUGACCCUUUCCACCACAAACAGUCUCAUUCUCAUUCAAUCAAUAACAUCAGCAGUAAACAUAAUCAAAGAUCAAGAUGGUGGGUCAAUGGACGGCGACUAAACCAAGCCGGAGCGAUGAAGUUUUGGACUCGGAUCAACAGCAACGAAUCACCAAUCAGGUCAGAGCUCAGUUCUAUUCGAUGGUCCCAAAACGACCCACCAAACCCAACCGGAGUGAACCGGAUUUGACAUCCUCCAAUCCCCCUUCAGAUGUGGACCAAAACAUACCCGAGCUUGACAAGUUACGGUCCCUUCAAUCUCAAUCUCAGGUGAAGAUCUCAGAGGGGGGAGCUACAGUGGAACAAGAGGAGUUUGUGGAGACACAGUAUUACAGGGAGAUGAAUUCCAUUGACAAACAGCAUCACACGACAGGAAGUGGGUUCAUAAGAGUGAUGAAAGAAGGAGGUGAAGGAAAUGGAUAUGAUAUUCAACUGGAAAGUGGGCAGGAUGCAAUCAGCAAGCCUAUCUUCAAAAGCAACCCAGCAACUAAUGACUGGAUUCCGACCCUGGAAGAUGAUCAGGUCUUUGUUUCAUCCAAACCUAAUCGAAGUGAGGGAUGUUAGAUCAACACGUGAUGUUGACCAACUUUGCUUAUGUUAUAGUAAAUGUUGUAGUCCUGGAAUAACACAGAAAUUGGAUAUGGUUUGUAAUGGUUUAAACAUUGUGUUCACUUUUUCUACCUUGUUCUUUGCUUAAUGUAAAGGUAAAAAUUAAAAUCCCCAAGCAAUUUCUUCA